UUACAAGAAAAAAUGAUAAUGUUAAAUGUGAAGGGUGAGAGAAAAAUAAUGUUCUUUUCACAACAACCAUCUGUUGCUGUUGGUUGCCAGUGAUUUGGACUUGAAAGCGCCCAUCUUUUCAUGUCCAUUGACAUUGAUAGUUGAUACAUCACUUGGCUUGUUCAUGUCUUCUUUUGACUCUCUCUUUCUCUGCUCUUUUUCUCUUCCUCUUCCUCUUCCUCUUUCUUCAUCUUUGUCAAGCACUGUGUUUAAGUCUUACUUCAAACCAUAAACUUACUCAGUCACCACACCCCUCACACACACACAUUCAUAGAAAGAUGGAGUCUUUGGUUGCUGAAACAGCCAAGAAGAAAGCAAUGUGGUUGUAUCCAAAGGUUUUGGGUUAUAAUCCUUCUGAAAGAUGGGGGCACUCUGCUUGUUUCUCUGGGGGGCUUAUGUAUGUCUUUGGGGGCUGUUGUGGAGGGCUGCAUUUCGGAGAUGUUCUGUGUUUGGACCUUGUGAAAAUGAAUUGGAGCAAGCUUGGGACCACGGGUGAAAAGCCAGGUCCUAGAGAUAGCCAUGGUGCUGUUCUUGUAGGGCAUAAAAUGAUAGUUUUCGGUGGCACCAAUGGGUUAAAGAAGGUGAAUGACACUCAUAUAUUGGACCUUGUUACCAAAGAGUGGAUUCGUCCUAAAUGUGAAGGGACUCCUCCUUCACCAAGGGAAAGUCACACUGCUACUCUAGUUGGUGAUGAAAGAGUAGUGAUUUUUGGUGGCAGUGGUGAAGGUGACGGAAACUAUUUAAAUGAUUUGCAUGUUCUAGACCUUCGAACCAUGAGGUGGACUUCUCCUCAGGUAAAAGGCGAUUUGCCUGUCCCUAGGGACAGUCACAGCACUCUUGCAAUCGGGAACAGGCUUUUUGUGUAUGGUGGAGACUGUGGUGAUCAGUAUCAGGGCGAUGUUAAUGUGCUUGACAUGGACACGAUGACUUGGUCAAGGUUGAAAAUUCAAGGAUCUUCUCCAGGAGUCAGGGCAGGUCAUGCUGCUGUGAGCAUUGGUACAAAGGUCUACAUCAUUGGAGGGGUGGGAGAUAAACGUUAUUACAACGACAUAUGGGUGUUUGACAUCUGCACCUGUUCGUGGGCUCAGCUUGAUUUUCGUGGUCAACCGCCACAGGGGCGAUUUUCUCACACAGCUGUUGUGGCAGACAUGGAUAUUGCCAUAUAUGGCGGGUGUGGGGAAGACGAACGUCCUUUGAACGAGUUGCUAGUGUUGCAUCUUGGAGCAGAGCAUCCGAAUGGACGUUACAACAUUUCCAUGUGCAAAGUUUUUGGAACUUAUUGGAAUCAAGAAAAGAGGAUCAUGCCUAGAGGAACUGAUACCAACUCGACAACUCCAUGGCCGGAAAACCAUAUGGAAGCCAUAGGAAAAUGGGCUAAUGAAAUUGUGUUGGAUAGAGUACAACCUUGUAACAUCGAUUCAGGCAGUUCACAACACAAGAGGAAGAGAAUCGGUGUGGCAAAGGCGUGGGAUGUUGAAUCAGAACAAGAAGAACAUUCUCUUUCACUGUCCCAGCAUUCAUCUCCUUCUCAAUCUGAUCAAGAACAGACUCCAGCUCAAAAAGCAAAUGUUUCCAUCAUGGAUUCUCAGAGGUAUCAAUGGUUCAAACAGAUGAAUAAAAGUCCAAGCUAUUGCCAGCUCGACAAUGACUCAAGUAACACCACAUUUUUUAAGAAUCUCACACAGAGAAGUGUCCCUCCCAUGAAACAUCAACCAAAACAAGAGCAGUAUGUUCACAUUGAUGAUGAUAGAAAAGUACCUCGACACACUCAACACCUGAUCGGUGCUGAAGUUCGGGGAAAAGUUGAUGGAGCCUUUGAUUCAGGUUUACUCAUGACUGCAGUAGUUAAUGGAAGAGUUUUCAGAGGAGUCUUAUUUGCACCAGAUUCGCAGCAAGUAACAGAGCCAUGCCAUGGCUUCAGGCAACCUGUGGUAGCUCAAGCAUCAUCAGCAAUGAUGAGAGGCCCAACUUCUGCAUCUUUAGCCAAAGAGCAUGAAAUGAGGAGCGACCUUCAAGGCUUGGUUUUGACUCUUGGAGGGCCUGCAAGUGCUAACCAUGCUUCAUCCUAGGAUCAAUUCUUCGCCUGGCUAAUAAGCUUCCAUGUAAAUUUAGGAAAUAAUCCUUUCUUCUUCAAUCAACCUUUUCUUAUGUGUAAUAGCAUUUCCUAACUUAUAUCUAUAUUUA
This is a messenger RNA of Vigna radiata var. radiata (mung bean), 2223 nucleotides long. Its product is annotated as rab9 effector protein with kelch motifs. Lineage: Eukaryota; Viridiplantae; Streptophyta; Magnoliopsida; Fabales; Fabaceae. Bases 318 to 2108 code for a protein of 596 amino acids. Gene Ontology annotation, molecular function: protein binding. The transcript is spliced from 9 exons. The record is from RefSeq and is a predicted model, not a curated record.